AGCUGCUACCUUUAUUUAAUUCGCCUGAACUGGCUUAUCAACGCCGGGCUCUUGCCGUCUUCACCUCUCUGCUCUCCUUCUUUCUCCGGCAAAAAGUGAAUCCUCACGAGUUGAUUUGUGGUUGAUUAAGAAACCGCAGAUUCGUGAGAGGUGUUGGUAGGGACAAGAUGGAGAAGUUUCUAAAGGAGAACUUCGAUUUGCCGGCAAAGAAUCCGUCGGAGGAGGUGCUGCGGAGAUGGCGAAGUGCCGUCGGAGCGAUUGUUCUGAAUCGCAAGAGGAGGUUCCGGAUGGUUGCCGAUCUUGAUAAAAGAUCCGAGGCUGAGGCUCGCCGUCGCAGCAUCCAGGAAAAGAUUCGAGUUGCUCUUUACGUGCAGAAGGCUGCUUUGACGUUUAUUGAUGCUGCAAAUAAUAUCGAAUAUCAGCUUCCUGAGGAGGCUAGGAAAGCUGGUUUCUACAUUAGCCCUGAUGAAUUGGCCACCAUUGCACGGGAACACAAUUCGAAGAGCUUAAAAAUUCAUGGAGGUGUUGAUGGGAUAUCAAGAAAAUUGUCUGUAUCUCUGGAAGAUGGCAUCAAGACAAGUGAUUUGUCUAUCAGACAGAAUAUUUUUGGAGCGAAUAAAUUUUCUGAGAAACCUGCUAGAAGUUUCUGGAUGUUUGUAUGGGAUGCACUGCAAGAUUUGACCUUAAUAAUUUUGAUGGUUUGUGCUGCAGUUUCCAUAGGAGUUGGGCUAGCCACUGAAGGGUGGCCAAAAGGGAUGUACGAUGGACUUGGGAUCAUUCUAAGUAUCUUGUUGGUAGUUUCUGUUACAGCUGUCAGUGAUUACAAACAAUCACUGCAGUUCAGAGACCUGGACCGAGAAAAGAAAAAGAUUUUCAUGCAAGUGACCAGAGAUGGCUAUAGACAAAAGGUCUCCAUCUAUGAUCUGGUUGUUGGAGAUGUUGUUCAUCUGUCUAUUGGGGAUCAGGUUCCUGCUGAUGGGCUCUACAUAUCUGGAUAUUCGCUAUCAAUAGAUGAGUCGAGCUUGUCUGGAGAAGCUGAUCCAGUGCAUGUUUCUCAUGAAAAGCCAUUUCUGCUUGCUGGGACUAAGGUUCAAGAUGGAUCUGCCAAAAUGCUAGUGACUGCAGUUGGUAUGAAAACUGAAUGGGGAAGACUAAUGGAAACUCUGAGCCAGGGAGGAGAGGAUGAAACACCUUUGCAGGUGAAGCUUAAUGGCGUUGCUACAAUCAUUGGGAAGAUAGGCUUGGUAUUUGCUACAUUAACUUUUGUUGUACUGCUGGCCAGGUUUCUAGUGGACAAGGCAAUUCAUGUUGGCUUGUUAAAAUGGUUCCCAGAUGAUGCCUUGCUAAUAUUGAAUUACUUUGCAAUUUCGGUUACCAUAAUUGUUGUUGCAGUUCCAGAGGGGCUACCUUUAGCGGUGACGUUGAGUCUUGCAUUUGCUAUGAAGAAACUGAUGGAUGAUAAGGCACUUGUGAGACAUCUAUCAGCAUGCGAGACAAUGGGAUCUUCAGGAUGCAUUUGCACUGAUAAGACUGGAACUUUGACAACCAAUCACAUGGUAGUUGAUAAGAUUUGGAUUUGUGAUGAAUCUAAAUCUUUCAGGAGUAAGGAGACUUCAGAGCAUUUGAAGGCUACCUUGUCUGGAGAAGUAGUAGGCAUUCUUUUGCAGUGUAUAUUCCAAAAUAGUGGUUCAGAAGUGGUGAGGGGAAAAGAUGGUAAAAACACCAUUUUGGGUACUCCAACUGAAACUGCACUAUUGGAGUUUGGCUUGGAUCUUGAAGGAGUCGUUGAUUCUACUCAACAUCGAGAUUGCAACAAAUUGAAGGUGGAACCCUUUAAUUCGGUUAAGAAGAAGAUGUCUGUUCUUGUUUCUCUACCAGAUGGAGGAUUUCGAGCUUUUUGCAAAGGUGCAUCUGAAAUUAUCUUGCAGUUGUGUGAUAAGAUCCUUGAUUGCAAUGGAAAUGCUGUGCCUUUGUCUGAAAAGCAAACAAAAACUAUCUUGGAUGUGAUUACUCUUUUUGCCAAUGAUGCUUUGAGGACACUGUGUUUGGCCUACAAGGAUAUGGAUGAAGUUCCAAAAGAAGAUGAAAUUUCCACGGAUGGUUAUACACUGAUAGCUGUUUUUGGAAUAAAAGAUCCAGUACGAUCUGGAGUAAGGGAAGCAGUUCAGACUUGUAUAACUGCUGGAAUAAAAGUGCGGAUGGUGACCGGAGACAAUAUUAACACGGCUAAAGCCAUUGCCAAAGAGUGUGGAAUAUUGACAGAUGAUGGUCUGGCUAUAGAAGGAUCAGAAUUUCGCAGCAAGAGUCCAGAGGAGAUGAAGCAAUUAAUACCGAAGCUCCAGGUAAUGGCUCGAUCAUUGCCGCUAGACAAACAUACUUUAGUGACCAAUCUUAGAAACAUGGGUGAAGUUGUUGCAGUCACUGGGGAUGGGACCAAUGAUGCUCCAGCUUUACAUGAGGCAGACAUCGGUCUAGCAAUGGGUAUUUCAGGCACAGAGGUUGCGAAAGAGAAUGCUGAUGUGAUUAUCCUAGAUGACAACUUCACCACCAUUAUAAAUGUCGCUAAAUGGGGCCGUGCUGUGUAUAUUAACAUUCAAAAGUUUGUACAGUUCCAGCUGACUGUGAAUGUUGUUGCUCUUAUAGUCAAUUUUGUCUCUGCAUGUAUAAUAGGGAAUGCUCCUCUCACUGCUGUGCAGCUGCUAUGGGUUAACAUGAUUAUGGAUACGCUUGGUGCCUUAGCAUUAGCAACAGAACCUCCAAAUGAUGAAAUGAUGAAGAGACCUCCAACCGGCCGUGGUGAGAGUUUCAUUACAAAGGCUAUGUGGAGGAAUGUCAUCGGCCAGAGUGUCUAUCAACUUCUGGUCCUCGGAGUUCUCAUGUUUGAUGGAAAGCAGCUGCUCAAAUUAAGUGGAUCCGAUGCCGAUAUCGUGCUCGAUACUUUCAUAUUCAACACAUUCGUGUUUUGCCAGCUAUUCAAUGAAAUAAACAGCCGAGAAAUGGAGAAAAUCAACGUCUUUCGAGGAAUUUUUAGCAGCUGGGUCUUUUCCGCUGUUCUUAUAUCCACCGUAGUCUUCCAAGUUAUCAUUGUGGAGUUUCUCGGUGCCUUUGCCUCCACCGUCCCUUUGAACUGGCAACUAUGGCUGCUCAGCGUUAUUAUUGGAUCAGUGAGCUUGAUUAUAGCCGUUCUACUCAAAUGCAUUCCAGUUGGCUCUGCGAAGCGCCCAUCUCACCACCAGAAUGGCUACCAGCCAAUACCCAGUGGCCCUCAAGAAGUUUAAGGUUUGGUUAGAGAUAACUUUCUUACUGCUUCUUGAAGCUGUUUUUUUAG
Messenger RNA from Dendrobium catenatum, 3328 nucleotides. RefSeq names its product probable calcium-transporting ATPase 9, plasma membrane-type. Gene Ontology annotation, molecular function: P-type calcium transporter activity; ATP hydrolysis activity; calmodulin binding. The record is from RefSeq and is a predicted model, not a curated record. Gene Ontology annotation, biological process: calcium ion transmembrane transport. Gene Ontology annotation, cellular component: membrane; intracellular membrane-bounded organelle. The transcript is spliced from 7 exons. NCBI's taxonomy places the organism in Eukaryota, Viridiplantae, Streptophyta, Magnoliopsida, Asparagales, Orchidaceae. The coding region runs from base 168 to 3278 and encodes 1036 amino acids.